This is a messenger RNA of Aplosporella prunicola CBS 121167, 1122 nucleotides long. RefSeq lists its product as uncharacterized. The transcript has a single exon. The record is from RefSeq and is a predicted model, not a curated record. Gene Ontology annotation, molecular function: oxidoreductase activity, acting on the CH-OH group of donors, NAD or NADP as acceptor. The coding region runs from base 1 to 1122 and encodes 373 amino acids. Lineage: Eukaryota; Fungi; Ascomycota; Dothideomycetes; Botryosphaeriales; Aplosporellaceae.
AUGGCUACCCCACAAACCCCUUCGAUCUCCAUUGGUCCCGGCUCCACCAUCGCCAUCACAGGCGUCAACGGCUACAUUGGCAGCAGCAUCGCAACUACCUUCAUAAAAGCCGGAUACCAUGUGAAAGGAAGCGUGCGAGACGCCAGCCGCUGCGUCUGGCUGCGCGAGUACUUCACCAAACUGCUCGUCUCGUCUGACGAUGCCUCCGACUCCAAGUCCUCGCACCACCCCCCUCGCGGGACGUUCACGCUGGUUGAGAUCCCCGACCUUGCCGACAUUGACGCUUACGUCCCGCUCUUGACUGGCGCCGCGUCCCUGAUCCUCACCACCACCACCGCCAGCUUCACCGUCACCGACCCGGCCGCCCUGAUCCCCAUGACCGAAGCGCAGAUCCUUGCAGGCCUGGAGGCCGCCUCGCGCAACCCUGUCGUGCAGAGCGUCGUGCUGACCGGCUCGGCAUGGGCGACGCACACGCCCGAGCCGGACGUGCCCAAGCAGCUGAGCACCACCAGCUGGAACGAAGACGUGAUGCGCGCCGCGUACGACGAGGACUGGGCCAGCAAGGGCAAUGCCGCAGACGAGGAGGCGCGGGCCGCGCGCACAAUGGCCGUCUUCAUGGCCAGCAAAGUCGUGCAGGAGCGCGCGGCCUGGGACUGGGUGCGGCGCAUGCGGCCGCGCUUCCGCUUCAACGUCGUGCUCGCCAGCACGGUGUUCGGGCGGGUGUCGGAGCCCGCGUCGCAGGGGCAGCCUAGCACUGCUGGGUUCCUGGCCAUGGUGGUGAACGGCUCGGUGGAGGAGGUUGCGAAGAUGGUGCGGCCGCAGUGGUUUGUCGAUGUUGAGGAUGUGGCCGUCUUGCAUUUGGCGGCGGCGGUGCGGGCCGAUGUCGACGCUGAGCGCAUAUUUGCGUUCUCGGAGCCGUACACUUGGAAUGCUGUUUUGGAAGUGCUGCGUAAGGCGUACCCGGAGAAGAAGUUUGUGGACGAUCUUGAGGGGCUGGGGAGGUGUUUGGUGGAGGUACCGAAUGAGAAGGGUGAGCAGCUUUUGAGGGAGUUUGGAAGGGAGGGGUGGACGGGGUUGGAGGAAUCAGUGAAGCGGACUGUAGAGAGCUUGAAACUGAUUUGA